This is a messenger RNA of Prorocentrum cordatum, 5976 nucleotides long. Lineage: Eukaryota; Dinophyceae; Prorocentrales; Prorocentraceae. The record is from the annotation of a GenBank genome assembly.
AUGGCGGAACCAGGCGCGUGGCCGCUGCCCCGUGGCGCCUGGCUGGACGCGAGCCUCAACGGCACCAUCACGACGACGGUCUCGGCGCCGCCGGGGACGCUCAUCCUAGCGCAGGUCGUCGACGCCGGCGGCCGCCCACAGGGGACCGAGCUGCUCCAGGUGGAGGUGGCCUAUGCCCCAGGCCCCCUCGGGAGGUUCUUCAAGGCCGCCCACGUCGGUGCCAGCGACGAGUACUUCAGCUGGUACGCGCAGCACCCGAACGUGGAGGGCGGGCGGCCUGGGAACACCGUGUUCCACCUUUGCGCGUGCGGGGCCAGCGGGUGUGCGGCCCCGACACCUCGCGGGACGGUGGUCGAGCACCUCGACAUCUGGCGGGUCGUCGAUCCCGCCGACUUCGAGCAGGAGAAGGCCAAACUCUAUUGCCCUCGGCGGCGCGCCAGCGACCUGGGCGUGCCGCUGCGCCCCCCGCCGCUCGCGCCGCCGCCCGAGGCGGCGCCGCCAGGCGAGGGGCCGCCGGCGGGGGAGCCCGAGGAGCCGCUCGACGACGCGGAGCCGCCGGCGAAGCGCCCCCGCCGCGAGCCAGGGGGCGUCGGGGGGACGGCCACCCCGCGGCUGGGCGGCAGCCUCGCGGACGGCGGCGGCAGCCCGCUGGACGCGGAGCUCGCGGGGCUGGAGGACGUCGCUGCCGACCCUGGCCUGGAGGACAGGCUGGCGCGCCUGGGCAGCCGCGGAGGCCCGCGAGGCAAGCAACAGCGAGACCCCCUGAACGCCUCGCGCCCCGGCGGCCCGGUGCGGGACCGCCUUUCAGCGGCUGAGCUGCUGCAGCGGGGAAGCCAGCGGCCUCAGGCGCGCGCAGAGGAGGAGGGCGACGAGGCUGGCGACAGCGACCUCGAGCGGGGUGCGCUGGGCGAGAGCUUCCAGGGGGUCGGCAUCAAGCGGGACCUCUUCAGGCAGAUUGCCCGCCGCCGCCCGGGCGCACUCCUCGAGAACGGGCUCGCGCACAUCCGAGGCCAGUUCACGCGGCAGCUGCGCGUGGCCGACGGCGACCCCCUCGCGCCGUGCGUCACGCAGUUUUUGGACACGGUCUUCUUCGUGGUCCGGUCCCUUCGGUCGCUCGGGCUCGCCCUCGACGGGAUCCUCAAGGGCGACGUCGUCGAGACCGGCGACCUGCUGAUGCAGGAGUUCAAGGCCAGGACGAUGGCCAUCCGCGACGGGCACUGGCGGACGGCGAGGUGGCUCACGCUGGUGCCGCAGGAGCAGCUCCCGUCGGGAGCUACCAUCGACGAGGAGACGGCUGCCGAGAAGGUCGAGGCGAGGGAGCUCAAGGUCGCCGAGCUCCGCCGCAAGCUCCAGGACAGGAGGCCCUGCGGAUAUUGGCAAGCCGAGUCCCAGCGGGCGGAGCCGCAGCCCCGCCUCAAGCUGCGGGCCGGCGCCGCGCUGCAGCAGCCCCAGCAGCGCCGGGCGGCGAGCGGACGGCGCGAGGGCGAGACGCGCGCCCAGUGGAAGUCCCGCAUGCUGGUGGCGAGGCGCGGCCGCGCAGCCCCAGGGGCCAGGAGCGCAACCGCCCCGAAGGCCAAGUCGAAGCCCGUCGCCAAGGGCCAGCUGGUCAGGCGCUGGCGCCAGCUGCUCGCUUCCAGCUGCACAGGAGCGGCCACCAAGUUCGAGCUGGCCCUCAUCAUGCACGAGGCUGCCCACGGAGCGCCUGGGGACGUCGGGAGGUUCAUCAGGCGAAUGCGCGUUCCACCAGACCCCACGGAGAGCUUCACGCGCCUGCGCGAGGUGUUGCCGUUACCCGUUCCCGACGCCCCAGUCUUCAGUCAGCUCCGGGCAGCGCGCUAUGCUGGGCAGCAGCUGGCAGCCGACAAGGUCGACCAGGCCACCGCCGAGGCUUGGGUCCAGCUCGUUGUGUUUAGCCUUAACUACCAAUACACCGGGCACAUGCAGGCGCCGACGGUGCCGCCUGUCCAGAGCUCUGCCAGCCAGGUGAACGCCCUCGGGAUCAUCCGCCAGGCAUGCGACUACUUCGCUCGCGGGGCAGACACCACGGUCGACCUCCCCGCCUGGGAGGAGUUGAUCAGCUCGAAGGACGUCACCUACGGCGGCGAGGAGGUGGCACGCGCCCUGCCUCUUACCCUCGGCGGCGUCAUGCCCGGGCUGCCAGCGAAAGGCGUAGCCGCGUCGGUGAGGGCGAUCGACAUCGCAGACGCCCGGGUGGGCAGCUGGCUGGCCGAUCCAGGCUUGGCCCUGCUGCCGCGGGCAGAGUGGCCCGAGGAGGUGCCAAGAGCAUCGAUUCAGGUGAAGUCGAAGCAAGAGUGGCACGACAUCGGCGCGAAGCUGGUCGAGCUGGGCCUUGCGGCGCCGAUCGCGGAGGAGAGGAUCUUCAAGGUUGGGAACCGCAAAGUCCUUGCUGGCGCCUUCGGGGUUCAGAAGAGCGGGACGCCUACGCCCGGGUGCCCGUGCGUGCAGAGGCUCAUCAUCAACAUGGUCCCGGCCAACAGCUACCAGCGCAUCAUGCGGGACGACGUUGGCACCCUCAGUGCGUCGCCGUCGUGGGUGGCCAUCCCGCUCCCCGAGGGCCACAUGCUGCUGUGGUCGUCCGACGACCAGGCCUCCGCCUUCUACUGCUACGAGCUCCCGGAGGCUUGGCAGCCCUACAUGACGCUCGCGGAUGCUAUCCCGAACGAGCGCAUCGGGGUCAGCGGGCCUGGGAAGACGCACAUCGCGCUGCGGGUCAUCCCGAUGGGCUGGGUCAACGCCGUCACGGUCUUCCAACACUGCCACCGCCGGCUCGGCUUCAGCAUGCGUCCCCUGGGCGCAGGGUUCGCCCCCAGCAUGGAGUGGCGCAAGGACCGCCCGCUGCCCUUCAAGUCGAAGGAGCUCGAGCAGAAGUGGGUUCAGUACUACAUCGACGACUGGGACCACGGCGAGAUCGUCCCGGAGCGGCUCAUUGCUGAGCUUCGUGGGACCGUGGGCGCGGUGCAGGAGGAGCAGCGCCAGGCCUACCGCCGCUCCGGGAUUCAGGUGGCCGAUGGCAAGGCCAAGCACAGGGCACUCAUUCUCGAGCGGAUGGGCGCCGGCCUUGACGGCCUCGAAGGCCGAGUCGGGGUCACCGUCGAGAAGCUGCACGCCCUGCUUGGGUUCACGCUCUGGGGGAUGGGCCAGAGCGCGAUGUCGUCGCAGGCCGUCCUCAUGAUCCUUGGCCGUUGCGUUAGGGCAGCUGAGUUCCGGCGGCCGUUCAUGGGCUACCUCAACGCGGUGUGGGCAGCUGGGCGCUGGCAGCAGCCGCAGGCAGUUCCCCUCGACAUGUGCGACGAGCUGCUUAGCUUCAUGAUGGCCCUCCCACUCGCAUUCACCGACUUGCGAGCGCAGAUCGACCCGUGCGUCAUCGCGACGGAUGCGAGCGAGCGUGCUGGAGGGAUCUGCCACACGGUCGGGCUCACCGAGGCGGGAAUUGCGUGCGCGAUGGAAGGCGCCUCGGUCGUCUCGCUGCGGCCGGGGGCGAUAUCGUACCCUGUAGAAGGGGUGCGAUGGCGGCCGCGCGUCGUCAUCGUGGAGCUGUUCUGUGGGGCGGCGGCCGCAGCAGUUGCAGCCUCGCGCCUGCCCUUCACCAUCGUCGCCCACCUCAGCAGCGAGGUGGACCCAGCUGCCCGACGGCUGGUCCGCAGGCGCUGGGCUGGCGUCGUCGAGCUCGGGGACAUUGAGCGGAUCGAUGGCGAACGGUUCAGGCACAUGCUCGAGAAUUACAAGCGCGACGCCGACUGGGUCCUUAUCACUGCUGGCAGCCCGUGCCAGGACCUCGCAGGGCUCAAUGCUGUGGGCUCAGGGCUGGAGGGCGCGCGGUCUCGGCUAUUCCUGCGGGUGCCUGAACUCAUCGGCGUCGCGGAGGAGGUCUUCCCGCGGCGCGUGGUGUGGUUCGUCGAGAACGUCUUCAGCAUGACACUGGAGUCGCGGGCGCAGUUCACCAAGAUCUUGAAGGUCACGCCCGUGCUGCUGGACGCGAAGCACUUCACCCGGGUCAGCCGGCCGAGGCUCUACUGGUGCUCCUGGGCGGUCUGUUCUCACCUCCCGCCCGGCUGCCUGGCGGAGGUCAAGGGCACGGGGGACGAGGCGUACACCCGUAUCGACGUGACCAUCGAGCGCCUCCCCUUCAAGGCUGUCCUCCACGAGGGUUGGUCGCUCCUGGACGGCAACACCGACCUCCCCUGCUUCACGAGGCCGAUCAUCAGGAAGCACCCCCCGCUCAGGCCCGUCGGGAUCGAGCGCGCCACGGAACAGGCUCGGAGUCGCUGGGCGUCCGACGGGUACCGCUACCAGGUCAACAACUACGAGGACGGAGUGCUCAUCUGGGAUGCGGCGCGUGAGCGGAGCCGGCUGCCCGACCCAGAGGAGCGCGGUGCACUCAUGGGCUUCGACAGGUUAUAUUUUCAGGGCGCAGUGAAAGAUAGCGUUCCUGAGUCCGAGCGUGCAGUUGUCAUGGAGUCUCUCAUUGGCAAUACCUUCUGUGUGCAGGUUGUCGCUUUUAUCCUUGGCACCUGGUUGGCUCAAAUCAAAUCAGUCAAGGCGCCAGUCGCGGGCCAGCAAUGCCUUGAGAUCGGGGCGUGCGAGGCGAACUGGAACGUCGUCCCGGACUUCCAGCAGCCUGGGCUUCGCGAUUCAGUCCUCGAGCGGAGCCUCAUCGUCGAGUUCCUGCGCAUCGCCGACCGCGGGGGCUCCGACGUGCGCCUCGACUGCGGGGCUCUGUACCGCGCGCGUGCGUGGCCGCGGGCAGGGCUGCGCACCCAUCUGUGGGCCUGGCGGAUCGCCAAGGGUUUCCUGUGGCAGAGACCCGCCCACAUCUCCGCGCUGGAGCUGGAGUCAGCCGUCGCGGGGGCCAGGUGGCGCUGCCGGGCGGUGGCCAAUCACCGCUGCCGCUACCUCCACAUCCUGGAUGCCCAAGCGAUCGCGGCAGUCAGUACCAAAGGCCGCUCGAGUGCGCUUGCCCUGCAGCCGGCCCUCCGCAGGCUCAACGCGCUGCACCUCGCGACGGGCGGGUACCCGAUCUACGGCUACUGCGACACAGACGUCAUGCCGGCGGAUACGCCGUCCCGCUGGCCCCUGCGGGAGGUCAUGAUCUCGCCCCUCUCGCUCCAGAGAUACACUGAUGCAGUCAACGAGGUCGUUGACUUCUGGGUGGAGGAGGGGCGUUCACCAUGCACGCCCGCGCAGGUUGACACAGAUCUUGCGGCCUUCAUCGAGAAGCGGUGGAGCGAGCACGGGUCCCUGUUUGACAUCAACAAUGCCAUCGCUGGAGUAUCACACUUUUUCCCUCCGGUGCGUGGGCAUCUUCGUGAAAGCUGGCGGCUGGCGCGGACGUGGCAGCGCCAAGAGCCAGCUGGCCGCGCCCUUCCAAUUGGGCCGCUGAUUGCGGCAGCCUUCGCGGGGGCAUUUGCCGCGACAGGCCACCUGGGCGCGGCUGCAGUUUUGGCCGCUGGGUACGACACGUACAUGCGGACUGGCGAGAUGGCCUCGCUCGUCUGGAACGACGUACAGCUGUACCCAGCUCGGGCGUCAGCGGUGCUGCUGCUACGAGGCACAAAGAGCCAGCACCAGACGGGCGCCAAGGAGUUCGUCCUCGUGCGAAGCACAGUCGCCUAUAAGCUCUUGGCGAGGGCCAAGGCAGCGGCUGCUCCAGAGGAGGCGUGCUUUGGCAUGGAGCCCAGCGCGUUCCACCGCCUCUUCAGCCAGGUCAAAGAACUCCUGGGCUUCGGGAACGCCAAGCUGACGCUGUACAGCUGGAGGCGCGGAGGGGCCAGCGCGGACUUCAAGUCCCAUGGCUCCAUGGAACAGACCUUGCUCCGGGGCAGGUGGGCGUCGGUCCGCACGGCAAGGCUGUACGUCCAGGACGCCGUGGCAGAGGCGACGCAGCUCAACCUGAGCGAGCUGCAGCUCGCGCGGUGCAGGCACUUGGCGGCCCGCCUCCGUGCCGCGGCGAGCUGA